This is a messenger RNA of Anguilla anguilla (European eel), 1392 nucleotides long. Its product is annotated as pinopsin-like. Bases 1 to 1182 code for a protein of 393 amino acids. Gene Ontology annotation, molecular function: G protein-coupled receptor activity. The transcript has 4 exons. Gene Ontology annotation, biological process: G protein-coupled receptor signaling pathway; visual perception. Gene Ontology annotation, cellular component: membrane; photoreceptor outer segment. The record is from RefSeq and is a predicted model, not a curated record. NCBI's taxonomy places the organism in Eukaryota, Metazoa, Chordata, Actinopteri, Anguilliformes, Anguillidae.
AUGGUUAUCCACCGCUGGAAUGUGAAUUUCAGCACUAGUGACAGCUCCCUUUUAAACUUGAGCACAAAUAUGAGCUUCCUAGAACCCGUGGUGCCACAGCACCCAUCCGGUUUGAGUAGGGCUGGCCACACGGUGGUGGCAGUAUUCCUUGGACUCAUCUUCAUUCUCGGAGUCCUGAACAAUUUCCUCGUUCUCCUAAUUUUCGCGAAGUUUCAGUCGCUCAGGACGCCCAUCAACCUGAUUCUGUUGAACAUCAGCGUGAGCGAUAUGCUCGUGUGCAUAUUUGGCACUCCGUUCAGCUUCGCCGCGAGCCUCCACGGACGAUGGCUCAUAGGACAUCAAGGGUGCAUGUGGUACGGCUUCGCCAACUCACUUUUCGGCAUCGUGUCCCUGGUGUCCCUGUCCGUGCUCUCCUACGAGCGCUACACCACGGUGCUGCGCUGCGCCAAGGCGGACGUCUCCGACUACAGGAAGGCCUGGCUGUGCGUGGCGGGGUCCUGGCUCUACGCCCUCCUGUGGACGGUCCCGCCCUUCCUGGGCUGGAGCAGCUACGGGCCCGAGGGCGCGGGCACUUCCUGCUCGGUGCAGUGGCACCGGCGCUCGGCCGGCAGCGUCUCCUACGUGGUCUGCCUGUUCGUCUUCUGCCUGCUGCUCCCCCUGCUGCUCAUGGUCUUGUGCUACGGGAGGAUCCUCGUCGCUGUUCGGGGGGUGACAAAGAUCAACCUGACGUCUGCGCAGAGGCGGGAGAACCACAUCCUGGUGAUGGUGGUGUCCAUGGUAACCUGCUACCUGCUGUGCUGGAUGCCGUACGGGGUGGUGGCGCUGUUGGCCACCUUCGGAAGGAUGGGCCUGAUCGACCCCGUCGCCAGCAUUGUGCCCUCCAUCUUGGCCAAGAGCAGCACGGUGUUCAACCCCAUCAUUUACGUGCUCCUGAACAACCAGUUUUACAGGUGCUUUGUGGCCUUCGUGAGGUGCCAGGCGGACCCCCUGUCCAGCCACACCUUCCACACUCAGCAGAGCAGCAGAGUGGAGGACCAUCCGCCCGCUAACAGCCACCAUCUCCACCCCCCGAAGGCUGGGCCCCUCCCUGGCAGGCAGGCUUCCUGCCCGGGGGGCCCAGCACGCUCUCAGACACAGCAGGGGGACAGCACCCUGAUCCUGGUGGUGCAUUACAUGCCCUGAGUUCCAGGGAGCGCCCAGGACAGAGACGGGAAGCCCCCACUCAACCCCACUGCACGCCCCCUUGGGGGUGGCCACGUGACUCUGAAUCACUACAUCAAAAGACAUGAGGAAGAUUCCUGGCUUCAAAAUCUGGUCACUUUGUGGGCCGUCUGGGGUAUGGGUAUGAGUCCUGAUCGUUGCAUUAGCGACUCCUACUGGUUGGUCGGGGCG